Anthonomus grandis grandis is the source of this 1917-nucleotide messenger RNA. RefSeq lists its product as uncharacterized. Gene Ontology annotation, cellular component: transcription elongation factor complex. Bases 62 to 1885 code for a protein of 607 amino acids. Gene Ontology annotation, biological process: positive regulation of transcription by RNA polymerase III; snRNA transcription by RNA polymerase III; snRNA transcription by RNA polymerase II. Lineage: Eukaryota; Metazoa; Arthropoda; Insecta; Coleoptera; Curculionidae. The transcript has 9 exons. The record is from RefSeq and is a predicted model, not a curated record.
GACAGCUGACGCAUAACCUCAAAUUCUAACAAGGUUUUGUUUAUUUUUUUUUGUUGCAAUAAUGAAUGAAUUCCUCAAAGUUAACUGGCGCGUCACUGACAUCAACCAAUUAGAGCCCCCAGAAAGCUUUAUAACCGAAGAUGAAUUGGAGCAGUCUCUGGUGUAUGAAUUUUUCGAAAACAAGUCGUUAUUCCGCUCCAAACCUCAGGUUAAUUUAUUUAAAAACGCCGCGUAUGUUCCGGGACUUCCCGAUGCCAUCGAGACAUUUACUACUAAAGUGAAAUCGACCCUCGAUAAGAAAAACCACGACACUUGCCUAAAGGUGUUGAAACUGUUUCAGUCCGGGAAGGACCCCUCCUGUUACACCCAGCAGGAUAAGUUUUUGAUAGAAAUCUUCAAGAAACUUAAACCAAAAAUUCUUGAGGAGAACACAAAAUAUUUAACGUUUGUGCAACAACAGUGGGAUAAAUUCCAUAAGUUUAAAUGUCUCCCAAGUAAACCCGGUUUGGUUACUUUUGGGGAGCGAGUGUGGCAACAAAAAUGGCAAAGCAUAAGCUCCUACCCGCAGUUUUACAAUGAAAUAGCCACAAUUAACUUGUCAUUUAAUGAGAAUGAGAGUGUUAUCGAUUAUAAUUGUACUGGCACAGCUUUAGAGUUGGGCACUUUGGCGAGGUUCUCUCCACCAAACCUGCAAUGCCCUGUAACACUUACAAACGUAAAUCUGCCAGACGGAGAAUGGUGGGUGAAACGCAGUAGUUCCAGAAUGCCUGUAAGUAGAGAUAGAAACGUCGAUAAACUCCUGGAAACCCGAGGAGAUAUUGAUGUGGUGGUAUCAUCGAGCUGUUUAAAAUGUUUGGCCGAUACUAGUGACGGUAAAAGACGUUGGAUGAUUCCUUUUGUGGUAAAAACCGUUGGGGCCAAAAGGGUGGUGUUCCUCGACAAACCGUUUUACCAAAACGACAUGAAUCACACCGAUUUCGUUUAUAUGAGCUUCAAGAGGCUUAUAAAGACCAAUUUCUGUCAGUUUGAGGCUUUCGAGUUUGCCCAAGAAGAGGAGGAAAUUGAAAAUGCUUCUACUGUAAGUGAGGAGGAUAAGUGUCGAUGGACGUUUAACAGACACCACAAUAAAAUACUGUACAACGCCAGCUAUAAGGUGUGGAAUAUUAAGAAGACUUAUUGUCAAAAUAAUUUGAUGAAGAACCAACAUAAGCCCAAGGAAUUAAACGUUUUAGUGAGGAAUAAACUGGAUGCUUGUGAAUUGAACAGUCAAGGUGCUCUACACCCAGCGAUUUUAAACCCGAAACUGGAGCUACAGCACACGUAUGGGGCCAACGUGGCCUCCAAGUCCGAACUGUCUAGAGAAUGGACUUCACUAUUCUUCACACCAUUUUCCCACUUAUACAGAGUGAGGAUUGCCGCUAAACACGGGGAAGUGCUUACGAUAGAAAAGUGCAACAUACAAAAAAUCACCUCUGAGGCACAUAGUUAUUACCAGUUUAAACCCCAGCUGGCUUUAGGGAGUUUACAGCAGGUUUUCGAGCAACUAACCCAAUUGCAACCGGGGAAUUAUUUGCUCCAGCAUCUGCCCAAACACGAGGCUUUCGUUGCCGUUUUAAAAGAAUGCCCCCAAAACAGUGUUGGUACCGUUUUCGAUUUCCACGCGGAACGUACCAAGAUGCACGUACAAGAAUGGCCGAAAUGUUGGCUGCCCAUCGACGUGAAUUUCAUUUUGCCGUCGUUCGAGGCGGCCAAUAGGAUGCCCGGCCUGUUCGCUCCAGUCGAAAGUUUGAAGAGGACCAAGACGAAGAAGAAAAAUGGCGGAAAUGUGGGGAAAAAGAUAAAGAGGAAUGAUUGUGAUAAGUUGCAAGGUUCUAGUCAAUUGUAAUCGAGUUGAAUAAAUUGAAUUUGUUUUGUAAA